Molecule: messenger RNA, 5302 nt
Organism: Belonocnema kinseyi
Lineage: Eukaryota; Metazoa; Arthropoda; Insecta; Hymenoptera; Cynipidae
Product: fibroblast growth factor receptor 3-like
Exons: 12
Coding region: 974-3829 (951 amino acids)
Biological process (GO): multicellular organism development; positive regulation of cell population proliferation; fibroblast growth factor receptor signaling pathway
Cellular component (GO): membrane; signaling receptor complex
Molecular function (GO): fibroblast growth factor receptor activity; ATP binding
Source: RefSeq, a predicted model, not a curated record
AGCGCAUCCUCGGCUAACGUCGGACAGUCUCUUAUCUCGAAGUUCGAGCUUCGACGGGCGCGUUUUUCGAAAUAAAUUUUAUCGAAACCAAUUACCUACCCCUUUUGUAGUCCUUAGUUCCCAAAGGUUCUGUGGAUGACGAGAUAUUUUAAAUCGACUCCGAUCGAUUGUUUACAAAGUGCCGGCUUGAUUGCUGUGCAAUCAAUUGGUAAACAAGUGCGCGAAGUUCAGGAGACAACGAACAAUUUUUGUGACUUAUGUCAUUCGACGAACGAUCCAAGUUUUGAGGAUUGAACCAUUGGAUUAACAUUCUUCAAUUGUUUUUUUAAAAAGUGUUGACUUUAAGAAGAAAUUUAAAAGUGAACUGCCAAAAGUGGACCUUUAGUGAAAAGUGAAGAAGUUUGGAACUCGAAAUUUACAUUCUGCAGUGUUGUUCAAAUUAAGUGCAUUGAGACUCUUUAUGGAAGAAAAGACUCGAGUAAUGAAAAUUUGCAUUGAUUAAAAUUGUUACAAAGAUGGAGAUUGGUGUAUGCAAAAAGUAACGGAAGCUGAGAAGAAGACGAGGCGGGAAGAUACGAUUCUCGCUAAAAGGCGCCGUGGAUUUAUAACGACGGACGGCCUGAAAUAACAGCAGAGGGUGUAAGCUGGAAACAGUGAAUCAGCAACGACCGCAAGAAUCUCCUGACAUUGGGCACGAGCUUCAGGAAUGCAUAGAAUCCAUCUUAUUAAAAAUCAGAAUCCUAUUUUUAAUGCACAAGAACUAUAAACGGAAAUUUGAUUUUUUAUCGGAGAUUUUGGUAUCUUGAGCAUCAAGAACCAAAUCGAAAGCGAUUGUCGAAAACCAGAAGCUUCAGAAACUCGAGGAAGCAACUUUAUAGAUCAACAUCGCUUGGAACGAGCUUUCCUUGGAACAAUUUGGCAAUUGAAGACUCAUGUCGCGUCGACUUUAGCUAUUGUUUUUUCGAUUGACAGGAUGGACAGGAUGAAGGCUAACUCUUAUUUUGUCCUAGGCAUCUUUUUUGCCCUGAUUAUCGAGGCAACACAGGGAAGACAAAUUCGAUUAGACAUGCGAAAUGAAGAAAUUACAGUAACCGCGGGCGAGAAACUGAAUAUAAAAUGCUCACCUUAUCCCGAAGCGGAAGCUUCUUGGUAUAAGGACAACGAAAUCCUGAAGGCGAAAUUACCUAGAAUUCGGGUGAUAAAGCAGUCGUUAAAAUUCAAGUAUGUAGAAGUGGAAGAUUCUGGGAUGUAUGGUUGUCGAUUGGAAUUCGAUAGAAGUUUAGAAUGGCGAAAUGUUUCAAUUCGAGUGGAAACACUUCAGAAUGAUGGUUACCAGGAAGAAAAUGAAAACUUGGGAGCUGUUAUGGCAGCUCUUAGGCCUGAGGAGGAAACGAAUGAACUCGAUUUGGGAUCCAGAAGUAUGCCAGAAGCGCGGUCACUUUACUUAGAGACGGAAUUCGAAAAUACGAAGGACGAAAACGAGAGGGAUGAAAAUGAAGACUUUGGGGAACAUAACCAGACAGUACCGGAAAGUGAACCAGUGUUCAAUAAGGUUGAGGAAAUUCACGGUUUGGUCAUAAAAUCUGCAGGAAGCACACUUAAACUGAAAUGUCCAGCUGGUGGAAAUCCACGACCAAACAUCACAUGGACCAAGAAUAACGAAGAACUAUCAAGAAACAGAUGGAGCUUAAAGUUCGAACAUCUCGCUUUGGAAGACACUGGGAAUUAUACCUGCCGUGUUUGUAACCACCUUAGGUGCAUCAGUCAUACCUUCAAAGUUGACGUUGUUGAAGGUUAUUUAGAAUCAGAUUUGGAUAAUGAGAAGCCGGACAAUGAAAGAGACGGCAACAAUAGUCCAGGGGAGCACAAUAAAACUUUGCCAGAGACCCCACCGAUGUUCAAUAAAACUGACGAUAUGCAUGGAACGGAAGUGAAACCGGCCGGAAGUAUGUUGCGCCUUAAGUGUCCAGCUGUAGGCAAUCCUGGACCAAACAUCACUUGGUACAAGAAUAACGAGGAGCCUAAGAGGACUCUGGGAACUGUCAUAAGGAAUAAGUGGACUCUGAGGCUCGAAGAUCUUGUUAUUCAAGAUGGAGGAAAUUAUACCUGCGUUGUCUGCAACUACCUUGGGUGCAUCAAUCACACCUUCAAAGUCGAAGUUAUUGAAACUGUGAAGCAUCGACCAAUCAUGACAAGGGCUCCGGAAAAUACAACGGUCCUAAUUGGAGGCAAUGCUACCAUGGACUGUCAGGUUCUUUCGAACGCGCAUCGUCACAUUGAGUGGUAUCGCGGAUACCACACUAAUAUUAGCAACAUCGAAACCAACCAAAGCUUAAGCGUUGAGGUUAAGUCUGUGGCGGAAAAUCCUGAAGUACUAACGCUAAUCAACGUGACUCAGAAAGACGAGGGUUGGUACACUUGCAUUGCACAAAACACGCUUGGUGAGGCAUUCAGUAGUGCCUAUCUCCGAGUUGUUGAAACCCUGGAACCUAAAGUUCCUCUAACUGCAAGAUCUCAAUCAUUGCUGGUGAACAUCCUAGCUGCUGUGCUCAUAGUCUUCUUCGCAUUUGGCGGAAUAGUUGUUGGCUACAUAUACCACAGAUUAAAGCGAGAAAAAAUGAAAAAAUUGCUGGCUAUUGAAACAGCAAGAGCUGCUGUGGUGACCCAGUGGACCAAGAAGGUUAUUGUGGAGAAGCAGAAUCUUGUGAAUGCCCAGAAUGUUCAGGAACCACUUCUGAUGCCUGUGGUAAAAAUUGAGAAGCAAAAAUCAACUGUGACUACCGAGGACAGCAAUGGUGGUAGCAUUUCCGAAUAUGAACUGCCUUUGGACAGUGCCUGGGAGUUGUCAAGAGAGCAUUUGGCUCUGGGAUGUACACUUGGAGAGGGUGCUUUCGGGAAAGUCGUCAGAGCUCAAACUAAUACAGGAAAACCCGGAAUACCUAGUAUUGUGGCUGUUAAGAUGCUGAAAGAGGGUCACACGGACUCGGAAAUGAUGGACCUGGUUUCGGAGAUGGAGAUGAUGAAGAUGAUCGGCAAACACGUAAACAUAAUAAAUCUGUUAGGAGCUUGUACUCAAGGCGGACCACUCUAUGUAGUUGUUGAAUUCGCGCCUCAUGGAAAUCUUCGGGACUUCCUUCGAGAACAUAGGCCUUGUUCCGGAUACGAAACGGCAAUCGGCCAAGAUGAGAAGGAGAAGAAGACUCUUACUCAAAAGGAUUUGGUGUCUUUUGCUUAUCAAGUGGCAAGAGGAAUGGAGUAUCUGGCGAGUAGAAGGUGCAUCCACAGGGAUCUGGCAGCCCGAAACGUUCUCGUCAGCGAAGAGUACGUUUUGAAGAUCGCUGACUUCGGUCUGGCUAGAGACAUUCACUGUCACGACUACUACAGAAAGACAACUGAUGGCAGGUUGCCAGUCAAGUGGAUGGCACCAGAGGCUCUCUUUCAUCGCAUCUAUACCACUCAGUCCGACGUAUGGUCGUACGGAAUUCUGUUGUGGGAAAUCAUGACACUAGGUGGCACACCAUACCCAUCCGUACCGUCGGUUGAAAAAUUGUUCCAGUUGUUAAGGACAGGACAUCGAAUGGAGAAACCACCCUGUUGCUCGAUCGAAAUAUAUAUGCUCAUGAGAGACUGUUGGAGCUACCAACCGAACGAAAGACCAAUGUUUGGAGAACUGGUCGAAGAUCUCGAUAGGGUAUUGACGAUAACCACAAACGAGGAAUACUUGGAUCUGGGUCUUCCACAACUCGACACACCCCCAUCAAGCCAAGAAUCCAGCGAAGCUGAAGACGAGGACGAAGAUGGUCAAGAAACAUUUCCCUACUUGUUAUGAGACUCGAGGAAGUUGACUUGUGAAAAUAUUCUCACAAAAAUUACGUCCAAUCGAAAAAGCGAUGAAAUAUAAGAACGAACAUGGAAGAUAGACGAAUGGAGGAAAGUAUGUUAGGUGGUGUUGAUUAAUAAUCGACUGAUGUGACGAACACGCCAAAUAAUACAAAUCAGUAUUGACCAGAAUUGUAUAGAAUUGUAUAGAACUUAAAGACUUACGCAAGUAAAAAAAUACUUGAAGAAGGUGACUGGUAAAUCUUUUUAGGGAUUUAAAAAAAGUAAUGACCUUUUGUAGGUUCUUUACUCAACAUUGUGCCAUGAAGAAGUGCCUUGAUCUUUCAUAAGAAGGCAAUACUGGUAAGCAAUGAAAUUGCAGAGUUUUAUCGGAUGUUUUUGUACAAAUAUAAACCACCCGAAGUGUAAAACUGAAGGGAAUAUUUUUCUAUUAGACUUGAUUAAAAAGCAAAUAAAUUGGGAUUGCGUCAAUUAAUCGCAGUCGCCAUUUUCGAAGAUGGCGAAAUACUGCGUUUGUAACUAGUCAAUUCAUACUCAAGUUUUUGUACAUUGAUAGAUUAUAAAUUUUAGAAGUAUUUGUGACGGUUCUACGUAAGUAGAGAUAGGUUGUUUAUUGUUAAUUUUGUGCAUUAUUUACGUUAUUGGAAAAACGAAGCGGGUGCUGUAAUUAGAGAGUCGUUAAUUAGGAAUAGACACUUGACUAUAUAUUUGUAAAUAGCCCGUCCAACGAAUGGAAAUAUCUUGCUUCGAGACAGCAAACUUCGCCAAAAAGUUACGUAAUUGUAAACGAACUGACAAACAGCGUCUGGGUAACAGUGUACCACCUAACUCUGUAUCUAUGCAUCCAGGGCCACGUUCGCACAGAAAUCUCUCUUAACUAAUAUUAUUUAUUUCCUAAAAUUAAAUAAUUUGGAGUAAAUUUGUUAGAUUUGAAGUUGUAUUUUUAACAGUUAUUUUUGUACAAAGAGAAUUAGUAAAAGAAGCGUUCACUGUUAAACAGACUGUCAAAUCAGCACAUCUUGAUAUAAUGUUAAGAAUUCUAUAUAAAUUGUAUAAAUAGAAAGUUAAGUAAAAUACUUAGUGUUAGAUAAUUUAUUCUGUGUAAAUUAACGAUUGAAAAUUUGUAAUAUGAAUCUUUUUUUACAUAACUUAAGAUUACUGUUGCUAAGGCUGUAAUUCGUUCCAUUUAAAGUCGUAAAUGAAAAGAAACCUGCGUUUGUAUGAACAAUAAGAAGCUUAAGUGCUUGACGAAAUUAGCAGAAGUAAGGCUAGGCCCUAAGAAAAUGUAAAUAAUGAUAAUAUUUUGUGUAUUAUUUAAAUUCAAACCAAGGGCAAUCAAAACUCAGAAAUUAGCCUGUAAAACAGCAUUUAUCUACAAUACGUAAAAAAGAACUUCAUGUCCGUGUAAAGUUAUUGUAUUGUGAGUUCAAACUCUAAAUAAAUCAAAUUUGUACUCAUUAAA